Messenger RNA from Cydia pomonella (codling moth), 2747 nucleotides. RefSeq names its product intraflagellar transport protein 74 homolog. Gene Ontology annotation, cellular component: intraciliary transport particle B; centrosome; cilium. Gene Ontology annotation, molecular function: beta-tubulin binding. The record is from RefSeq and is a predicted model, not a curated record. The coding region runs from base 57 to 1871 and encodes 604 amino acids. NCBI's taxonomy places the organism in Eukaryota, Metazoa, Arthropoda, Insecta, Lepidoptera, Tortricidae. Gene Ontology annotation, biological process: intraciliary transport involved in cilium assembly; cilium assembly. The transcript is spliced from 10 exons.
GCGCGUGCCAUAGAACAUUACCGUAAAAAUAGUGUUCGCUAAUAGUUUUGGUCAAUAUGGAUUUUUCUGACAGCAGCGGAGUGGACAGCGCGGUGCGGAGGGAACGGCCCGUGUCCAGACGGGGAUUCAGAGAAAGUAAUAGUGGUUCUGCUGUGUCAAGAAGUGGCAGCAUGCGUCCGGCCUCAGCGUAUCGCGGCGGGACAGCCUCUCGCCUAUCCACUGCUGCACUCGGUCCGGCCCCGCCGACAGCUGGCCGACAAUCCACGGCUAUGACUGGUUUUUCUAUGAUCGACCGGCCGAUAACCCAGCAGGGCAUCUCCGGGCUGCGCACGGGCACAGCCCGCGGUUUCCGAACCCGACAACUCCAGGACAAGCGUUACUGGGAAGAGCUGAUGCAAGUCAAAGUGAGAGAGAUGAAGGCUGAGAUCGCGCGGCUGAGCGAGCAAGCUGAUGCUGGGGAGAGGGAGAAGUCAGCGAAGAAACAUUAUGAGAAGAGGGUGAAGGAUUUAGCUCAAGAAUUAACUGAUCUGCAAGGUCGCCUGUCAGAUUACAAUACGGCCAUCCGCAUAGCCAACGGCGAAGCCUCGAAGCACUCAGUGGAAGAGCAGACCAGGGAACUGGAGCUCAGCAAUAAGAAACUGCAAGAGGAGGUGGAACAAGUGUUCCUGGAGAAGCAGAGGAAGGAGAAUCAGCUAAGGCAGUUGAGGGAACAGAUGGAGAAGGAGCAAUCAACAAUAUCAAAAUUAUUAUCUGAAAUGACUCCAGAGCAGAAGGAGCAGUACAACGAGCUGGAAGCUACGGCCGCAGCCUUGAGAGAAGAAGUUGAACAGUCCAGGACUCAGAUAGAUCUUUUGACUAAGGAAAAGGAUCAGUUCAGCAAGGAGAUUUCGGGAUCUCAGAUAAAACUUCAUUUGCUCGAGCUGUACCGACGAUUGGCAGCCGCCGAAGAAAAGCGAGACAAUCUAAAGAAUGAGAUGAAUAACCGCUUAGACCCACAGGAGGAAAGAGAGAAACUUCUGCAACAGGUGAGGGAAGACAACGCAUCAAUCCAAUCGCUGGACAGCAACGCUGCCAGCUUGAAGGAACAGAUACGGAAGGUUCAAGAACUGAUCGACGAGGCAGAACAGGACUUAGAGGAAGGUAACUCUGAGCGUCACCAGAAAUACAGAGAACUAAAGAAACGAGAGGAAACCAUGGACAAUUUCAUGUCAACUUACGAAGAAAACCUCAAAAAGGAACAAGACCGGAUCGAACAGCUGGAAAAAGACAUUGUUUUCGCUUUAGAACACAGCAGUUCUAAUAUUGACAUGGAUUUGAGUGAGCUGGACUCCUUGAAGCAAAAGGAAGGGUACACUUCAGUGUAUGAUGAGGGGAAGAAGUCGAUGGAGACUUUGAUGAAGGACUAUGAGAGGUUCCAGACUAAUUUGAAAAAGGCUGAAUCAACCCGCGAGCGCCUAGCAACCGAGCUCCAAACCCUACCAGAGAAAACCCUGGCCAUGGAAGAAGAACUCGUCACAUUAUCAGACCUGGAGAGGCUUCGUGAUGAAGGCGAGGAACAGAAGAAAGCACUAGAAACAGAAAUACGGGUGCUGAAAGAGAAGCUAGCGCCCACAGAGAGCGCGGUUACGGAGGCUGCUAGUAAACUGAAGAAAUUGCAGGAAAGCCUUGACGGCAAUGAAAUGUACGCCAAACUCAACAAACUAGAAGAUCAACUAGCCCAACUAGAAGACCGGAAGACCGUUCUAGAAGAAGACAUAGCUUCUAUAACGAUGAAGGGCGACUAUGAACCUAUAAAAAAGAAGGCAUUGGAAGAGCUGGCAGAGUUGAAUAAGAAGAUUAUUGAGGAUUUGAAUUCUGGGAAGUCUUAUUAGCUUUUAACGGCAAAGGUGAACGAAUUAAUAUAAUGACUAUUAGAACUAUUAAAACAGAAAUAAAAGAUAUAACACUAGCUCCGAAAAUCAAGAAAAUAUACAUUAUUUGUUACUGAAUCCGGGCACAUGGCAGCUGUUCAUCGGAAGAGAUAAAAAAGCUUCUCAGCAUAUAGUUUGAAAGACGCUAGAAAAAUGUUUCUGAAUUGGGUACUACCGAUCUAUUUUAUAACCGCUGGCCUAUCAUUCUGACGUCCACCGAUGAACAGCUGCCAGGGCCCUGGAUCAACUGGUUCAAAAAGAACACUGGAAGACCAUUCUAGAAGAAGACACAGCAUCUAUGUAUAACGAUGAAGGAUGAACUAAAAUAAACUAAAUAAUGAUUCUGAUUUAGAUAUCUGUAAGCAGCUUGUCGCCAAAAAUUGCAUGUCCACUUUAUGAAUGAAUUCAUUCAUGUGUCCAUCUAAUUUUGAAGCUCGUUGUAAUGUAGUACAUAUGGUGCUACUUUAUAGCACUAGUGCGAAAAUUAGCAUAUUAUGUUACUGUGUCGAACAUUUAAAGGGCCAUAUGUGCUGUAAAACGUUGUACGAUACAUGUGCAAAUAGGUAAUUCGCAACUCCUAUUUUUCGCACUUGUAUCGUAAUGUACUAUUACAGAAGAUAUGGUGCUAAUGCGCCCUAGUGCGGUAACUAGCACUAUACGUUACGUGCGUAUGUCGAAAAUAUAAAGGGCCAUUUGUACUGUAAAACGUUGUACAAUACACGUGCGAAAAGGUUCGUAACUCGUUGUGAAUUUCCUACUUUUCGCACUUGUAUCGUAAUGUACUAAUACUACACAUAUGUUAUUGUAAGGGUGAUUAAAUGACAAUAAAAUAUUACA